Molecule: messenger RNA, 951 nt
Organism: Chinchilla lanigera (long-tailed chinchilla)
Lineage: Eukaryota; Metazoa; Chordata; Mammalia; Rodentia; Chinchillidae
Product: olfactory receptor 12-like
Exons: 1
Coding region: 1-951 (316 amino acids)
Biological process (GO): sensory perception of smell; G protein-coupled receptor signaling pathway
Cellular component (GO): membrane
Molecular function (GO): G protein-coupled receptor activity; odorant binding; olfactory receptor activity
Source: RefSeq, a predicted model, not a curated record
AUGAUGACCCACAGACCUGGGAACUUCUCCACCGUGCCCUUACGGGAGUUUGUGCUGGAAGGAUUCCGGGGAGGUGUGGAGACACAGGCCCUGCUCUUUGCCGUGUUCCUGGCCCUGUAUGUGGCGAGUGUCCUGGGCAACCUCACCAUGAUCAUAGUCAUCACCCUGGAGGCCCGCCUGCACUCCCCCAUGUACUUCUUCCUCAAGAACCUGUCCUUCCUGGACCUCUGCUACUCGUCGGUUUUCGCCCCCAGAGCCCUGGCUGACUUCUUCUCUUCCUCUAAAGUCAUCAGCUUUGGAGCCUGUGCAACACAGUUGUUUUUCUUCUCCCUCCUCGGUACCACAGAGGCUCUGCUUCUGGCUGUGAUGGCCUAUGACCGCUUCGUGGCCAUCUGCAGCCCCCUGCAUUACCCCGUGACCAUGUGCCACACGGUCUGUACUCUCCUGGUGCUGGGCUCCUACUGCGGAGGCUGCCUCAACUCCCUCGUGGAGACCAGCCUCACUUUUAAGCUUCCCUUCUGCGGCUCCAACCGCAUCGAUCACUUCUUCUGUGAUGUGCUCCCACUUCUCAGGCUCGCCUGCGCUGACACGGCUCUCAAUGAGCUGGUCACGUUCAGCAUCUGCGGCUUCGUUCUUCUGGGUGCAACAAUCGGGAUCUUGACUUCCUAUGGCUACAUCACAGUGACCAUCCUUAGGAUGCGCUCUGGGUCCGGGAGACACAAGGUCUUCUCCACCUGUGGCUCCCACCUGAUGGCAGUGUGCUUGUUUUAUGGAGCAGGUUUUGUUGUAUAUGGACAGCCAGGAGCUGUGGAGUCCAUGGAGCAGGGCAAGGUGGUCUCCAUCUUCUACACCCAGGUCAUCCCGAUGCUCAACCCCCUCAUCUACAGUCUGAGGAACAAGGACGUGAAGGAUGCCCUGCGGAGGCUGGGACAGAGACAGAAGGUCCCGUGA